Molecule: messenger RNA, 2528 nt
Organism: Biomphalaria glabrata
Lineage: Eukaryota; Metazoa; Mollusca; Gastropoda; Planorbidae
Product: myophilin-like
Exons: 7
Coding region: 187-822 (211 amino acids)
Molecular function (GO): protein binding
Source: RefSeq, a predicted model, not a curated record
UAUAUAUACUUGAACGCACGCGCAUUCUGCCCUACCACUCCCUGGUCCGCCCCCAUCUCAGUUUCAAACUCACCCCAAAAUAGUCGGACUGGCUAAGGUGUUUAGCUAGCAGUGGGCUAACGCGGACUUAAAGCCGGCUCUAGAUUUAUCAAAUAUCCAUUGUCCGGUGUCCAUUUGUAGCUCAAGAUGGCCGGCUUAAGAGCACCUCGCGCUGGUUCUGCCAGGGAAAACCAAAUCAAGGUUGAGAACUCUUUCGACUCCGAGGAAGCCUUGAAAUGCCUGGCCUGGAUCAGAGAAAUCACGGGGGAACCCAUCAACCUGGAGAGCGUCCUGGACAACAAGCACAAAGUCUCCGAGUUUUUCUACAGGACUUUGAAAGAUGGGAUAUUGCUGUGCAAAUUAGUGAAUGCUAUCGUUCCAGACGACAUCCAGAUUAACAUGAAGAGUCAGACGUUUAAGAAGAGUAACAAUGAUGCUUUUGAAUCAGCCAAAGAAAGAGCGAGAAUCGAACUUUUCUGCCAAAAGAUUCAAGAAUUUGGAGUGCCUGAGAAUAUGUCUUUUCAGACCGACAGCCUUUAUGAGAAAACCAACUUACCCCAAGUCUGCGCCGCCAUCAGGAAUUUCGGAAUAGAGGCUGAGAGUCGCCCGAGUUUCUCUGGCAGCAGGACGUGGCCGAAAAGAGCCGAACAGAACCGAAGGAAUUUCUCUGAAGAGCAGCUCCGUGCCAGCGAGGGCGUCAUCAACCUUCAGAUGGGGAGCAACAAGGGAGCCACUCAGUCUGGCAUGACCUUCGGCAAGAAAAGGAUGAUCACCAAGGAUUAGUCUUCUCCUAAUAUGUAUUUCAUUUCAGUUAGAAUAAUAAAAUGUGUGUAAAAAAACAAAGUUUUAAUAUAUCACAAGAGAUAGACGUUAUUUACAUUGAUAUUCUGUUCACAACUAAAAACUUAUUCUUCGAGCACAACUCAGAAAUGAAUUUCAAUAGCUCAAAAAAAAAAAAAGGCAACAUCUCAAAGCCCGGUUAACGGUCCACGGCUAAACAUGGCUGCACAUUGGAGGAAUAAUAUUGUGAAAGUCCAAGCAGGAAUGAUGUACUUAUUUCUAUCUUAAUAAGUGACUGGUAUAAUUUUAUACCGACUGGCUUUCCCUGUCGAUUGAUGUCAACAAAUUAAAUCAAAUGUAAUUUAUUUCUCCUCCCAAAUACAUAGACCCUGAAGACUUUCACGAUAGUUCCUUUAGUGUGCCGUGAAUGUGAGGUGAAAAAAAAGAGAUCAACUAGCACUGUAGUUACUGUGUCUAUAUGUUAAUUGAUAUUUUAGUAUUAAAAUCGAAUUCAUUUUAGCAGACGAUAGAAACGGCUAUGAAGUUUCUAAGCUGUGCUCGACAAUCGAGACAAAAUUUUCAAAUUUGUGAUCUUUUCAAAAGAAAUUGUUUCGAGGAUAAAUAUCUUCAAAUCGUCUUGUCUUUGUAAGUUUGAAUACUCGUUCAUGAAAAUCCAUAAAUUUAAACAAACUAAUGUUUUUCAAUAAAAUUCAAAUUUUGUACAGUCAUUUUAAGCAAACUAAACUGAAUAGAAAUUGAUCUUGGUUGGAAAACAUAAAGGUAUACAUACUUACACUAUAAUAAAUAUCCAACGCAGAAUUGAAAAGCUUCUCAGCCUAUGUGCUAUAAGAGUACGAUUCAAAACGUUAUUUAUACAACUGUCCUGAGACUGUGUGUUUUAGAUGCAUUGUAUCUUUCAAAGCAUUUCGUUUUUCAUUCAGUAAAUUAUCAUAUACUUAAUACAAUUUAAAUGCAAACAUUUUGACAAACAGGAACCAUAUAAAUACUAUACGCGUAUUGAUUAAAAGUAAGGCAUAAUUUAACUGUUUAAAUAAAAUUAAUUUGUUAGUAAUAUAUAAUAUAAUGGGGGCGCGAUGGUCUUCGCAAUGGCUGAGUGGUUAAGCACUUCUGAACAUGGGGUCCUGGCUUCGAAUCUCGGUGAAGACUGGGAUUUUUUAAUUCGCGAUUUUUAGAGCGCCCCUGAGUUCACCCAGCUCUAAUGGGUACCUAAAUUUAGUUAGGGAAACUCGUUGUGCUGGCCACAUGAAACUCUGCUCGUUAGCCGUUGGCCACAGAAACAACCUUAACAUCACCUGCCCCAUUGAUCGAAAGGUCGGAAAAGGUGAACUUUACUUUGUCCUUUAAAAUAUAUAAGGAUUUAACUAAAUAAUAUGAUAAAACAAGAUAAUAUGUUAUACUUAAAUUUUACUUAUAUACUACGAAUUUCCAGGAUACUAGGGUAAACUUAGUUACUCAUCACUAUGUCACGUUUUGUGCACGCUUGAGUUGAUUCAAUGUUUAGUUGAUAUCGUUUGAUACAAUAAAUUAACAUUUGUAUAAAUGUUCAUGUUUUAAUGUUCAUUGGAGAUGGUCUAUUUUUAUGUUGUGGUUAUUUCAGGGUGGUAUGUUUUAUGCUAUUGUUGCUUUGUUAUUUUACAACACAAUGCUACCAGUAAUGCCUAUGCAAUAAAAUGUUGUUUUAUAAAGUA